This is a messenger RNA of Magallana angulata, 2981 nucleotides long. RefSeq names its product zinc metalloproteinase nas-36-like. Gene Ontology annotation, biological process: proteolysis. The record is from RefSeq and is a predicted model, not a curated record. Gene Ontology annotation, molecular function: protein binding; metalloendopeptidase activity; zinc ion binding. The transcript has 21 exons. NCBI's taxonomy places the organism in Eukaryota, Metazoa, Mollusca, Bivalvia, Ostreida, Ostreidae. The coding region runs from base 192 to 2981 and encodes 929 amino acids.
AACGGAUCGGAACAAGGGGUGCCUAAAGCAUCAGCGACAGUGAACGGACUUUCAUAAACAUAAACUUAUGUUGUAUACUUUAGUUAACCUUUGCUUUAGUUUCUCUUAGCCGUUUUCGCGAUAUAUCGUUACUGCACGCAUUUGCUUUCAUUUACCUUUAGUUUGUAACUCGCUUUUCGACAACGCUAACCAUGAUUGGUUCGACACGGUCUUUGCAGCAUACCAUACAUUGUAUAAUUUAUACUGGACUGUUUAUCGCUAUUUGGAUAAGGACGUGCAAUGGGAUGCCAGUGGAUAUCUCUAUGGAGCGACUCAGUGAGACUUUUAUACCAUUGGAAUCUUCCGAAUCUUCAGAGCCCUUUGACCCUCUCGAGAUCAACGAUGGCCAACCUCUGGAUGCCAAACUCCGAAUCAUGGCUCUUCUUUCCGAACUUGAAAAAGAAAUGGAAGAGAAGUUUGACAGAAAAAAGAACAAUAACAAGGUAAAUGCAACAGCUUCAACUCUGAGAACAGCUCCGUACAUUUUCGAGGGGGACAUCAUCUUACAACCAAAACAGGCAUUGGAAGUAGUAGAAAUGGGAAAACGCCGACAAAAGAGGAAGUUACACGCUAAUACGGUACUCCUCUGGAAACUUCCUAUCUGGUUUACCUUCCAUCCAGAUGAGUACAAUAAAAUGGAGGAAAACAGCAUCUUGAAAUCCAUCAGUACCUUAGAGGAACUUACAUGCAUCAAAUUCAAAAAGAUAGAUUACCACCUCCUUUUGAACAAGACAUACCAACUGGAAAACCAAAACAACGUGACCAUCAAUUUCACCAAAGACAUGGGCUGUUGGUCAUACAUUGGAAGGCGGGAAUCUCAUAAUGGCGUACAAGCAUUAUCAGCGGCACCCAACUGUAUGGUUAAUGAAGGGUCCCUGCUCCAUGAACUUGGCCAUGUCAUCGGCUUUUGGCACGAGCAAUCUCGGCCCGAUAGAGACAGCCAUGUCAACGUUGAUAAGAAUGCCAUAGAGGAAGGAAGGUUAUACAAUUUCUACAAGAGCAGCUGGCAGUAUGUGGAUACGAAAAAUGUCAGCUACGAUGUCAGCUCAAUAAUGCAUUAUUCCGCCACUGCCUUUGCGGCAGUACAGGGUGGUGGUACGUAUGUCCAGCCGACCCUUAUUGCCAGGGAUGUCCGACUCCAACGUGCACUUGGUCAGCGACAAGAAUUCUCUUUCUAUGAUGCCAAACUUGCCAACUUGGCAUACUGUCGUGAUGUGUGUGACCCUACACUUCUGGCCAAACCUUGUCUCCACGAUGGCUAUCAGGAUCCUAAGAACUGUUCUAGAUGUCGCUGCGCGGAUGGUCUAGGGGGAGACUACUGCGAGGAAGUUCAGCUACAUCCACACAGUGCAGCAAAAAGUGGGGAAAUUUUCGUUUCGGACAAACCCGUCAAGAUAUCAGCUUAUGCCACAAGUGAUUACAGGAAAGGAACCAAACUGUCAUGGCUCUUCAAAACUGAGCAAAAUAAACAGAUCAAACUGAAAUUCAAGGGAGAUUUUAUGAUGUAUUACAACUGUACCGAUGACCCUAAUGUAAAAUGUAGGGACUAUGUUGAAACUCGCUACUAUCACAAUUUGGCCAAUCCCGGGGCAAGAUUCUGUUGCUUCAAUAAAAAUGAUAAAGCAUCGCCCAUCUUGUCUGAAGGAAAUCAAAUGUUAGUUUUGAUGCGUGCAUUUGGAGAUGGGAAAAGAGGAUUCGAAGCCGAGAUAGUUUCAGAGUAUUGCGGUGGAUUUGGUCCUAGCAGUGAACAAACUAAGACUUAUAUGCCGUGCUCCCGUCUGGUCAACGAGCCGUGCGAACAGGUGUGGGAACAGGAAGAGGAAGUUGCGUGUAAAACCUGGUACACAUGGGCACCUGACUGCAAAACAGAAACGAUUGUGAAGAAGUCAAGGCCUGCACUUUGUCCGCGAUCCGAAUAUUACUGUGCCGAUAACUUCUACUUUGAUGGUCAACUCUGUGUUGGAAAAACCACAACAUUCACACCAUCCUCCUCCAGUUCGAUGCAUUCGGUUACUGCUAGCAACAAUCCACAGUCUUCCACUAGCAGCAUCCUCAAUGACGCUGUUGGCUGGACAUCCUGGUCUUCCUGGAGCGCAUGCAGCGCCACCUGUGGAGGAUGUGGAGUGCAGACAAGGGAGAGAACUUGUGAAGAUCCACAGCUUUGUGGGGGUAAGACGCAUGGAUCGGAAGUGAAAGCAUGUGGUCAGGAACCAUGUGACAAAGACAAGAUAUCCAAUAAAUGUACCCGCGUGGUAGAGAAAAAACAACUCUGCAGCCCGCUAUCCAUGGAUAUUUGUACAACGACAUAUACAGAGACGUACGAUUGUUUUGGUACAUGUUGUGCUAAUUACAAAAUUGAGGAGGACACAUAUCUAUUGCCAUCUUACAUACAAGCUACACACGUGGCUAUUGAAUUGGAGAAGUCAAACAAUAAUAAGGUUGACAAACCAAUAGGUGUCCAUGAUGAUGAUGCUCAUUUAUAUAAAGCUGUUCACGUUAAAAAGAAGGAGAUGUUCAGGUGCUUAGAAACUAAGAAACUCAUUCCAUUUUCCUGGCUUAAUGACAAUUAUUGUGACUGUGAAGAUUCGAGUGAUGAACCAGGCACUGCCGCUUGUCCCAGAGGAAGAUUCUACUGCACCAAUCAGCUACCCAAUCAGAAAGCUGUCAGUCUGCCCAGCAGCCGAGUGAAUGACGGAAUCUGUGACUGUUGUGAUGGCAGUGAUGAAUGGUCAGGGGAAGCUCCUCCACAAUGGAUGCGACACAAAGAGGUGAAUCCAGGAUUUGAAAUCAUAAGGGGCGCCAGUUUUAGGCAGGGGGUCUGGGGAUUGCCUUUCGGCUCCCGGUGGGUCCAGGACAAAGCCCUGGUAGGGUCCCAGUUUGUGAAGUCAUUGGAACCUCCUGGAUUCUACAGACUUUGUAGUGUAAAAAUGAAGUCAUCAUAA